Messenger RNA from Bombyx mandarina (wild silkworm), 996 nucleotides. RefSeq names its product ADP-ribose pyrophosphatase. NCBI's taxonomy places the organism in Eukaryota, Metazoa, Arthropoda, Insecta, Lepidoptera, Bombycidae. The record is from RefSeq and is a predicted model, not a curated record. Gene Ontology annotation, molecular function: ADP-ribose diphosphatase activity.
UACGCACUGCGAGAGUCUGUGUGACGCCAUAAAAAAAGAAUUUUAAGCUACUGUUAUUUUAUUUUUAUUUACAUGUAUACGUUAAAUAGAAACGCAUUAAUAAACUUGUUAAUUAUUAAGUCUAACUUUAUGUCGUGGUCUAUUUUAAUGAAUUCAAUAUUAACUGUGCAUUCCAAAUGUCGUGUAGGAUUUUAUCCUAGGAGUAAUUUAAAAAGAUUUCCUGUUCCAGAUGACAAAGUCGACUGGUCUACCGAGUAUAAACAAUAUAAUCCUCCUAAUUACACAUUUCCAGGCUUACAUGGAAAACCAUAUGCAGAUCCAGAAAUCGGUGAUCCUAACUUUGAACCUUUAUGGAAUAGCAUUGAUGGCAAUAUAAGUAGAGUGAGUUACAAUGGACCAUAUCACAUUGUCAAUGGUUUCCCUUUAAACCCUCUGGGACGUACUGGUAUCUGUGGUCGAGGUGUUUUAGGACGAUGGGGUCCUAAUCAUGCUGCAGACCCAAUUAUAAGUCGUUGGAAAAGACUUGACAAUGGAAAUAUGGCUGUGGGUGUAAAUAAUAAACCUAUAUUACAAUUUAUAGCUAUAAAACGGGGUGACACUGGAGAGUGGGCUAUACCAGGUGGUAUGGUGGAUCCUGGUGAAAAAGUUAGUGAGACUGCUAUAAGAGAAUUUAAAGAAGAAGCUCUUAAUUCAUUAAGCCUGACAGAUAAGAUACAAUGGGAGAAAGAAAUAGAUGAAUUCUUUAGUGAAGGUGAAGUAAUAUAUCAAGGUUAUGUGGAUGACUGUAGGAAUACUGACAAUUCUUGGAUUGAGACCAUAGCAUACAACUUCCAUGAUGAGAGUGGUUUAACUGUUGGUUUAUUAAAACUUCAUGCGGGAGAUGAUGCUGUAGGAGUACGUUGGGUUGACAUUACUCCUGACUUAAAACUGUAUGCAAGUCACACAGAAAUUGUUAAUUCAGUUUUAAAAUUAAGAAUAAAAAAUUGAAACAAAAAA